Molecule: messenger RNA, 2101 nt
Organism: Vitrella brassicaformis
Lineage: Eukaryota; Vitrellaceae
Source: the annotation of a GenBank genome assembly
AUGGGAGCAUCAGUAAGAGAAUGCCGCUGCUACGUGUGGAGGGCGUCAUCUUCACACUCGAAGCGCACUGCCAGGUGGCCACGGCAGGAGAGGCGGGCGUUCGAGAAGCGCACUGCCAGGUGGAUGCGCUGCGGCGUCAUGGGCGCUUUGCCCAUCUUCAUGACGACAGCUGCAAGCGAAGAAGGUCCGCAGAUCCGCACGCAGACGCAGAGAAGGCAUCUCAGGUCGUUUGUAGUUUGCGCCUGUGUUUGCAUCUCUCUGUCUGCUUGUGUGUUUGUGGUUGCAGCAUCACCUUCAAGUGAAGACGGUGACGCGUGGAGGAGUGAAGAUGCUGAGGCUGAUCAGGGCGAGGACACUCACGAUGACUCAGAUGCGUCAGAGGUCGGUGACGAUGAGGAUGCCGAUGCCCUCACAGCCAACGACGAGACGGCCACGCCGCCCGAGAAGGCGGCGCCUCCCCACCAAGCCGAUAAGGCUCCCCCGCCCGCAGACGCUGCACCACCGACCAAGCCAGCAGAGGGGGACAAGGACACAACUCUCUCUGAGCUGGAGACCGACAAGCUUCGAUCAGCAGACGAGGCGCCAGCCGCCCCUCCUGCCGAUGAUGUGGCGGUGCCUCCCCCUCCCCCGUCUGAGCCAUCUGUGAUCACCGGCGGGGCCAUCCAGAGCUACUCGGAGCUGUACCUGCCGACGGUGAUGAUCCACGCGCCGUCCAGCCGUCCGUAUGUGCAGGGGUCUGGGGUGAUCGUGUACUCGGGGGAGGCGCCCAAGCCGGCGGCGACGGGCAAGAAGGGCAAGGGUUCUGGUGGUGGUGGUGGUGGUGACGCCGAGGCUGCACACGGGGAUGAGGAGGCCAGAUAUGCCACCUACAUACUCACGAACCAUCAUGUUAUCAAGGUAGGUGGGUGGGUGGGCAGGGAGAGGCAUGGAAUGGAAUGUGGCACGAAGCGGCGGAAAGAAUGUUCUUGUUCGGUUUGUCAGGACUGCAUCCACUACGAGCAUGAGUGGGACCCGAUCAAGAGAGGUGGGUCGCUGCACUGCACUUACUGACAGACAGGCAGACAGGCGGCGGGCUGUAGAUACCUCUGUGUGUUUUCAGCCGACAGGAAGGUUGAGAAGAAGGUGUCAGUGGAGGUCAUCAUCCCGCAGCACCUGUCGACCUACAAGAUCAUCGGCAAGAUGACCAUCACCGCCGACAUCGUCGCAUACUGGCCCGGAUCGGAAAAGAAACAGUACUCGAGGUGAUGAGUGAGCAUGGAAACGCAGACAGGGGUGCACCCCUGUAUGUGGCGCUUUACAUCCCUGCCGGUGUGUGUGCGUGUGUGUGCCUGAAGGGACCUAGCCUUGUUGCGGCUGCGUGACACGGACCACCAGUACAUAGCGGCCUAUCUGCUGCCCAAAGACGCACCCGACAAGCCAGCAGUAAGCACCGACCCAUCCAUCCACCCGUCUGUUGUUGAUGCUUUUUGUCCUUUUGCCCCUGUGUCACUCACUGACUCACUCAGCCGUUGGACCAGGUGCAGGCGGUCGGCUUCCCCGGCGGUGUGGGGCCGAUAUUGACAGAGGGAUACAUGUCACGGUACUGGACGGAUGAGUACAACUACGACUGGUGGACGUACUCCGCCAUGACAACACGGGGAAACAGGUGAGUGAGGUGGGCGGGCAGAGAGGCUGCCCCCAUAGCUGUCUGUCUGCAUAUCGGUGUGGGUGGUGCGUCUCAGUGGUGGCGGAGUGUUUCGUUGGUCGUCUACCCGAGGCCACUGGGAGUUGGUGGCCCUGUCGGCUCUCGUGUAUGCCGUGCCCGGCAACCCUUCACACAUAGGCCAUGCCAUUCCGAUCACCAGGUGGGAGAAUCGGGCCCAUUCCACCCAUAUAUAUGUGUGUCUGUGGCUGGCUUGCUGUACUGUAUCAUGGCAUCUUGGUCAAUCAGGGCGUAUGAUCUGAUGCGGAUCCACGGCCUGUCAUUCAUAUAUGAGAAACCAAGGUACGUCCACCCAGACAGACGUGACCACGGGGGUGGCUCGUGUAUGGUGCUUAUUUCCCCUUUUGCUCACAUGGAUGCAGUGGCCAGACGUGGGAGCAGGUCUCAGGGUCAGCAUGA